AUGGCUCCCACUUCAUUCGCUUCGGCAGCGGCAGCGGCAGCGGCAGGAAACACGGCCAAUGCAGCACGUGCAGAAUCGGGCGCCGACUGGCCUCGACGUAGCAACGGUGCCACGCAAACAUUCCGCCGACCCUCACACGCCACCACCCUGUCCGGAUCAACGAACCACUCAACCACACGAGAAGGGGCGCCGGCACAGACACAGGCACAGGCACAAAACUCGACUUGGGCAAUGAGCCAAGGCGUAUACGUCCCACCCCACGCGCAAACGGGCCGCAAUGGCAGCGGGUUUGAGGCGCGCUAUUCGCGCGAUCAACUGACGCAGCUGUUCAGGAUACAGCAGGAUUCUGGCCAACUCGCUCACGGCCUCGAGCAUGUCUACAUGGACAUGGCCACGGGCGCAUGGGGACGCAAAGACGAUGACGCGAAGGAGCUGCGCAGCGGGGUCGACCAGUGCUGGGACAGAGAGGGUGGCAUCUUGCCGCUCAGCCUGACGGAGAUGACCGACGACGAGAGAGAAGUAGGACCUAGCCCCCUUAUUCUUCGACAUGUCCACAUCUUCAUGUCGUCUGUCAACUCGCCGCUGAAGCCGCCCACGCAGAAUACAAUCAAGGACGGCACGGCCAAGGAGGGUCUUUCGUUGCGCAAGACGUCGGUAUCCCAGGGCCCGCCCACGCCCUAUGGCCUUUCAUCGCCAACGUCGGCGCGUCCGGGUGCUCGCCGUCGCGAUACCAGCGAUGCCUACCCCUUCCCCUCGUCCCCCGCCACCUCACGGUUUGCGCGAGAAGAGGGCAAUGCCGUGACGCCGCCGCCCGCUCUGGUACGUCGCCGGACUGAAAAGGAGCCUGUAGAGGGCCGUCCUGGCGACGAGCGCGACAAGGAAAAGGCCGCAGCCGAGAACCAAGGCGCCUUUGGCUCGUUGAAGCGCACCACGACGGCGCCCUUUACCACCACCGGCUUUGGCGCCUUUGGAAGCUUUGCAGCACCCAUGUCUGAAAAGAAGGCGGGUUACGGUAGCUUGCGUGGCGAGAGCCGCUUCAAGGGACUCAUGGCCAAAUCUAGUGUCGACGACUUUGGGACUCGUAGUCAGCCGAAAGAGAAGGCUUCAACCAAGUUAAGCGAUCCGGAACCACCAACGGGCAACGAGACACAUGCAUUCCCCGACGACCACGACCACGACCACGAUGACCACGACGACCACGACGACCACGCAACCGGCAGCGCUGCCCUGCGCGGCGAAGACGUUAGCCCGCCCCGCCCACAACAGGCCUUCGCCAAUUUCGCUACGCCCCACCGCCCAGACCACCGCGACGACUCUGCAUUAUCUUCUUUUGGAAUGACGGCCGACACCGGUCUUCGCGACAUGUACAGCAAGAAUAAUUUCACUGAUCAGUCGCCCUUCCGCCGAGGCCACGAACCCAUGAGCCCGACCGACACAAAUCCAUACCAGAGCCCGCACCAUGCGCGCGACCAGCAUGGGGACGACUCGGACGACUCAGCUGAUCCAAACGCGCAUUUUCCUGGCAUGACGAGUUUCCCUCUUGAUCCAACCAUUCACUCCAGUAUUCACAACGCUUUCGGUGGCCUUGGUGGUCUUGGCAAAAUUUCCGUGCCUUUUGAGACUGCUGCAAGCGAUCGAAGCCAGACGUCCAGUGUCGGUCCCGCCCGCGCUUUUCCUACCUUGCCUGGUCUCGGCGGUCUACCUGGCUUGGGAGGCUCUGCUGCAUGGCCUACCGGCCACCAUGGCAUUGGUACCCCAACCCGCGAACGUGGUUUGGGUGGGUUUGAUAACGGCUUUGGGACCGUGGGAGAGGCCCAGUCCCCUUCGCUACCAGGUCUGGCUAAUAGCUCCCUGUUCGCCCAUGGUCCAGUCGGCCGCACUAGUAGGCUGGGUUCGCUAUUUCCACCCUCGAUGCAAGAGCAGAUGCGUUCCAACGACCCAAACCGACCUCCAGGUGACGAACAUUCCGAACGACAGCACAGCAUGAGUGGCUCUUUUGGAAGGAAUGCUUUCGGUGCUCAGGCCCCAAACCGUGAAACUGACAGUCCUUUCCGCCCGAAUCGCAACCUCUUUGACGACUUUUCUAAUGCCCACCAUGACGACCAUAACCUGACCGGUCAGCAUCAGAACAUCGCCACCACUUCACUCUCCAUGGCCGCCCUUAACUCCACCCGGACCGCACAGCCAGGCACACCCGGUGUCGGAAGUCCGGCUUCUAGUCAGCCUCCAGUACCCCAGCAGCGUAUGAUGGUCAUGCCCGACAGAAUGAGGUGGAUUUAUCGUGACCCCUCAGGCAACGUUCAAGGCCCAUUUUCCGGUCUUGAGAUGCAUGAUUGGUACAAGGCUGGUUUUUUUUCGCCCGAGCUUUUGGUAAAGAAGCAGGAGGAGCCCGACUAUGAGCCCCUGGCCCAGCUGAUCCGCCGCAUUGGAAACUCGCGCGAGCCUUUCCUGGUCCCCCAGAUUGGUAUCCCACACGGACCUGCUACCUCUCAGCCCGGCAACUCUUGGGCGGGUGCAGCUCCCAGUACGACGACUGCUCCAGGUGCUCAGCCUCCGUUUGCGAACAGUUUCCCUAGCUUUGGAACUACUCUUACUGCGGACCAGCAAAAUGCUCUUGAGCGGAGGAAGCAGGAGGAGCAGUACCUCAUGGCUCGUCAAAAGGAACAUUUGGCUGCUCAGCAACAGGCUCUUCAUCGCCAAGUCCAAAUGGGUGUCAUACCCAAUCAACUAAACCACCACUCCAGCGCGCACAGCCUGCAAAGCCAACAGAGCUUCGGUAGCAUUACGUCACCGGCCGCGUAUCAGGCAUCUCCUAUUCAGGGCACCGCGCCUGGAUCGACUGUCUCAGGCCUCAUGGAUAACACCUUCAGAUCUGGUCCUGUUCCAGGGCUGGGCCCCGUUGGUCCGGGCAUGGACAUGUUGAACAACCGAGACAUGCCUGCUAUGAUGGAUCGUUUGAAUCUCGGCCGUAACAACCAGCCUCCGUUUGCUUUCGGACAACAGCAGGACCACGAUGCACACGCCCAAUAUGUGACCUCUGCAAUUGGCGAUCGAGCUCGCUUGAAGCGUGAACAAGCAGAACACGACGCUCGCUUUGGAAGCACCGAAGAUCUACAGGCAGCACAGACAUUCAGGGACCGUCUGACUGAGUUCCACGACUUGCGAGUACAGACAGACAUGGAGUCCUCCAAGGCUGCUCCACCACCAGAAGGAGUCAUUGGAAAGCCCUCGGGUUCGUCUGCUCAGCCCUCGCAGGAGCACUCUGAGCCCGCAUCACCCGAACAAGCCGAACAACAAGGCCAAUCUGAGCAGCAUGAGGAGACUUCUCCCAGUGUCCAAGAGUCGCUGUCACUCACCGAGCAGGUUCAGAAGGCUGCUUCAGCCAAGCACUCACCUCAACCUGCGACCGCAUGGAACAAGGUGGAGCCUGCCAUCUUCCCAUUCCCACCACCAUCGCAAUCCCCUCUUCCUGCACCAGCCGCUCAGAGGAAGCCUAUUGUUGCCGAGAACCUCAACACAGAAUCUCGCUCAGGUGCUGGAACUCCUGCCAAUGACACUCCAAGUGUCUCGGUCGCGCCCUGGGCCAAGGAGCCUGCCAACGCAUCUCACGGGCCUUCGCUGCGAGAGAUUCAAGAGAUGGAAGCAAAGAAGGCAGCAGAGCGCGAAGCCGCUGCAGCGGCAGCUCGCCGUGAGGCUUUUGAGAGGGAACUGCUCGCUCAGAACCAGUCUCCAGCAGUUCAGCCUGGCCUGCCUUCAACCGCAAACUGGGCAAGCGGCGCCUCACCUGUCACACCCAGCGCAGCCAGUGCUUCAGUUUGGACCAAGCCCGCUGCAAAGGUGGCAGCACAGCCAACCCCAAGUUCUAAGAAGACACUUUCGCAAAUCCAAAAGGAAGAGGAGGCGCGAAAGCAACGUGCUGCUGCUCAAGCUGUUGCUGCGGCCAACGCGUUUGGUGCCACCACUCCAGCACCUUCAGGCGGCAAGCGCUAUGCUGACCUAGCUGGUAAGAGUACUCCUACGCUAACUGCCGCUAUGCCUGCUGGUAGCACUGCGUGGACCACAGUGGGCGCAAGUGGCAAGGUCAAGGCACCAGGCGGCACUCCUACUCCUGGGCCUACUACUGUUCGCUCGGCCAGCUCAACCAUCGUGCCUCCGCUUGCCAAGAAGCCAACCGUCACCCGCAGCACCACAACCGGAGGACAGCCUGGCAAAAUCAACGCCGAAGAGGAGUUCCGCAAGUGGGCUGUCAACGAGCUCCGCCACGAUCUCAGCAAGAAUAUCAAUGCCGAAGACUUUGUCUCCUCCCUCCUCAGCUUCCCCGCCGACGCCGAACUCAUCACCGAAUCAGUCCACUCGGCAUCCAACACACUCGACUCCCGCCACUUUGCAGAGGAGUUCCUGCGUCGCCGCAAGCUAGCCGACAAGGGUAUCAUCGAUGAGCGCAACACGGCUUCCCCCGCUGAGAACAAGGCCGCUUCUAGUGGCUGGUCUGAAGUCGCCAAGAAGGGUGGGGCUAAUACUGCUGCGCAGCAGCAGCAACAACAAGCGCUUCAGUCGCCUCUUGAUUCGAGUAACUUCAAGGUUGUUGCUGCGAAGAAGAAGACUAAGCGGUAGAUUGGCUAGGUUAGGGGGUUGUAGCGUGUGUUUCGUCGUUGGGGUGUGGGUGUGGGAGGAAUGAUGGCUUGCUUGUAUAAUUCAUGUAUGAUUGUUGCUGUUUUUCACACACAAAGGCUUGGGGAAGAAAGACUCACAAGAGUGAGCUAAGCUGAGCAUGCAUGACAUUGGUAGCUAGGCGGAUUUCUUGUCGGCUGGCUUACAUGGCGAAACGUACGCGCAGUUGUAGCGAAAUCGAUUGAAUUCUUGACUCU
Pyrenophora tritici-repentis Pt-1C-BFP is the source of this 4868-nucleotide messenger RNA. RefSeq lists its product as uncharacterized. The record is from RefSeq and is a predicted model, not a curated record. Lineage: Eukaryota; Fungi; Ascomycota; Dothideomycetes; Pleosporales; Pleosporaceae.